Messenger RNA from Ficedula albicollis (Collared flycatcher), 2661 nucleotides. It is a transcript of the gene HCN4, whose product is annotated as hyperpolarization activated cyclic nucleotide gated potassium channel 4. Gene Ontology annotation, molecular function: voltage-gated potassium channel activity. The transcript is spliced from 13 exons. Bases 1 to 2661 code for a protein of 886 amino acids. Gene Ontology annotation, cellular component: membrane. Lineage: Eukaryota; Metazoa; Chordata; Aves; Passeriformes; Muscicapidae. The record is from RefSeq and is a predicted model, not a curated record. Gene Ontology annotation, biological process: transmembrane transport; potassium ion transport.
AUGAGGGGGCUGAGGGGGGUGAAGGGGCUGAGAGCGCUGAGGGGGCUGAAAGCGCUAAAGGUGCUGAGGGCUCUGAGGGGGCUGAAAUGGCUGAGGGCUCUGAGGGGGCUGAGGGAUCUUGAGAGGGCUGAGGGCUCUGAGGGGGCUGAAAGGGCUGAGGGGGCUGAGGGCUCUGAAGGGGCUGAAACGGCUGAAGGGGCUGAAAUGGCUGAGGGCUCUGCGGGGGCUGAGGGCUCUGAGGGGGCUGGGCUGAGGACGCUGAGGGCUCUGAGGGGGCUGAAAGGGCUGAGGGGGCUGAGGGCUCUGAAGGGGCUGAAACGGCUGAAGGGGCUGAAAUGGCUGAGGGCUCUGCGGGGGCUGAGGGCUCUGAGGGGGCUGAGGGCUCUGAGGGGCGGGCAGCGCACGGGAGCUGGGCGGGAAGCAGGAGCCAAUAGGAAGACGGAGAGGGCGAAUGGCGGGAAUUGUUCGCCAAUCAGCGCGACGCGCGCGGGGGCUCGCGCCCCAUCUUGUGUGGCGACCCGUCCUAAGGAGCGCGGACGCCAUGGCCGCCAUUUUGUGGCGUGUGAGGGAGCGCGAUGGGAGCUGCGCAGCGCGGAGGAGAAUGAGAAUCUGGACGCCGUGGCCGCCAUUUUGUGGCGUAGUGGGGUUCCCCCGGGAGAGUGGGGUUCCCCCGGGAGAGUGGGGUUCCCCCGCCGCCAGCCCAGCCUCCCGCAGGCCAGAUGCAGCCGCCUUCCAUUUAUUCGGUUAUCAAUGACUUCUCCAGAUCCAGCCCCGCAGCAGAGCAGCGCAGCAGCAGCAGCAGCAGCGGCCAUGGACAAGCUGCCCCCCUCCAUGCGCAAGAGGCUCUACAGCCUGCCCCAGCAGAUCGGACCCAAGGCGUCGAUCAUGGACGAGGAGGAUGACAGCGACAAGGACACCCGCAGGAAAAGCAUCAGGCUCAAGCCGCUGCCUUCGCCCUCUCCGCCGCCCCGGGCCGGCUCCUGCGCCUCCAUCAAGGUGGAGGGGGCUGGGGGCUGCGAGCAGAUCAGCCCCGAGGAGGAGCAGAGGCUCGGCCAGGCCGGGUUCAUGCAGAGGCAGUUCGGGGCCAUGCUCCAGCCGGGGGUCAACAAAUUCUCCUUGAGGAUGUUUGGCAGCCAGAAGGCCGUGGAGAGGGAGCAGGAAAGAGUUAAGUCUGCCGGGUUCUGGAUCAUCCAUCCCUACAGCGACUUCAGGUUUUACUGGGAUCUGACCAUGCUGCUGCUGAUGGUAGGGAACCUGAUCAUCAUCCCUGUGGGCAUCACUUUCUUCAAGGACGAAAACACCACCCCGUGGAUUGUCUUCAACGUGGUUUCGGACACGUUCUUCCUCAUCGACCUCGUCCUCAACUUCCGGACAGGCAUCGUGGUGGAGGACAACACCGAGAUCAUCCUGGACCCGCAGAGGAUCAAGAUGAAGUACCUGAAGAGCUGGUUUGUGGUGGAUUUUAUCUCCUCCAUCCCCGUGGACUACAUCUUCCUGAUCGUGGAGACGCGCAUCGACUCCGAGGUGUACAAGACGGCGCGGGCGCUGCGCAUCGUGCGCUUCACCAAGAUCCUGAGCCUGCUGCGCCUGCUGCGCCUCUCCCGCCUCAUCCGCUACAUCCACCAGUGGGAGGAGAUCUUCCACAUGACCUACGACCUGGCCAGCGCCGUGGUGAGGAUCGUCAACCUCAUCGGGAUGAUGCUGCUGCUGUGCCACUGGGACGGCUGCCUGCAGUUCCUGGUGCCCAUGCUGCAGGACUUCCCCGACGACUGCUGGGUGUCCCUCAACCGCAUGGUGAACGACUCCUGGGGGAAGCAGUACUCGUACGCCCUGUUCAAGGCCAUGAGCCACAUGCUGUGCAUCGGCUACGGGCAGCAGGCGCCCGUGGGCAUGUCGGACGUGUGGCUCACCAUGCUCAGCAUGAUCGUGGGCGCCACCUGCUACGCCAUGUUCAUCGGCCACGCCACCGCCCUCAUCCAGUCCCUGGACUCCUCGCGCCGCCAGUACCAGGAGAAGUACAAACAGGUGGAGCAGUACAUGUCCUUCCACAAGCUGCCCGCCGACAUGCGGCAGCGCAUCCACGACUACUACGAGCACCGCUACCAGGGCAAGAUGUUUGAUGAGGAGAGCAUCCUGGGGGAGCUGAGCGAGCCCCUGCGCGAGGAAAUCAUCAACUUCAACUGCCGCAAGCUGGUGGCCUCCAUGCCCCUGUUUGCCAACGCAGACCCCAACUUUGUGACGUCCAUGCUGACCAAGCUGAAGUUCGAGGUGUUCCAGCCCGGGGACUACAUCAUCCGGGAGGGCACCAUCGGCAAGAAGAUGUACUUCAUCCAGCACGGCGUGGUCAGCGUCCUCACCAAGGGCAACAAGGAGACCAAGCUGGCUGAUGGCUCCUACUUUGGAGAGAUCUGCCUGCUGACGCGUGGCCGGCGCACGGCCAGCGUGCGUGCUGACACCUACUGCCGCCUCUACUCCCUGUCCGUGGACAACUUCAACGAGGUGCUGGAGGAGUACCCCAUGAUGAGGAGAGCCUUCGAGACCGUGGCUCUGGACAGGCUGGACAGGAUUGGUGAGUACAGGGGGCAGAGUUUCCUUCCUCACCCGCUGCCUUGGCAGCCCUUCUCCAGGCUCAGUGCUCGAGUGCAGGUGAACCCCCACUGA